Microdochium trichocladiopsis is the source of this 478-nucleotide messenger RNA. RefSeq lists its product as uncharacterized. The record is from RefSeq and is a predicted model, not a curated record. The transcript has a single exon. The coding region runs from base 108 to 395 and encodes 95 amino acids. NCBI's taxonomy places the organism in Eukaryota, Fungi, Ascomycota, Sordariomycetes, Xylariales, Microdochiaceae.
UGAAUCUGCGAUGGAUUCGUCUCUAGAUUGCCUCCUGAGCUUCGGUGGAGGACUAGCCAAACCGGCCAAUUGUGUCAGCGACUAGCCUGCUUGCGACUCGGAACAAGAUGAGGUUAUCAGCACGCAAGAGGAGAUUCGUGGAUGGCCCUUCCCGUCUCGUCUGCCGUCCCCCAGACGGGGGAAGAAGUGGCAGGGCACAAACAGUGUGGAGAGAAGCGCCAGUACCCGUGCGCUUGCUUGAGCGCUUCGAGACACACCCACCACCCCCUUCUUGGCCAGCCCUGGGUCAGCUAUCGUCAGAGCCGCCCCAGUCGACGCCCACUGCGCCUAACAGAGAGCAAUGGGGGCCCUGCUUUUCCAGGGAGCUCUCCCCACACGACAGGUGCCCGCCCUGACGAUAGUACCGGAGGAUCGCCGAGGGACUAGGCCGGGCAGACCUGGAGGUGCUCCGUUCAGCAGGACAUUGAUCUGGUGGGCG